AUGUCUCUCUCCCGGCCCUGUCGCCAGGCCCUGCGCCUCUCCCACCAGCUUCGUCCCUCAACCAAAGCAUCAUCAUCACAGCUUCUCCUCCGUCGCAGCGCCGCAACGCUCACGCCUCCUCACCAAGCCGCCGCCAUCUCGCGCCUGCAAACAAACGUCGAUGCCUCGUCCGAGGAAUUCAAAGAAAACGAGCGCCAAAUGGCCGACGUCACCGCGCGCCUGCAGGAGCUCACGGCCACCAUCCAAAAGGGCGGCCCGCAAAAGGCUCGCGACAAGCACAUUGCCCGCAACAAGAUGCUGCCGCGAGACCGAGUCGCCGCCCUGAUUGACCCGGGAACCACGUUCCUCGAGCUGUCGCCAAUGGCCGGCCACGAGCUGUAUCCCGAGGCUGAAGUGCCUGCGGGCGGCAUCAUCACGGGUGUGGGCGUUGUCGAGGGCGUCACUUGCGUCAUUGUUGCCAACGACAGCACCGUCAAGGGCGGCACGUACUAUCCCAUUACUGUGAAGAAGCACCUGCGAGCCCAGGCCGUGGCGCAGGAGAACAAGCUGCCCUGCAUCUACCUCGUCGACAGCGGCGGCGCCAACCUCCCCCACCAGGCCGACGUCUUCCCCGACCAGAACCACUUUGGCCGCAUCUUCUACAACCAGGCCCGCAUGUCCUCCCAGGGCAUCCCCCAGAUCGCCGUCGUCAUGGGCCCCUGCACCGCCGGAGGCGCCUACGUCCCCGCCAUGAGCGACGAGAGCAUCAUCGUCCAGGAGCAAGGCCACAUCUUCCUCGCCGGCCCCCCCUUGGUGAAAGCCGCCACCGGCGAAGUCGUCAGCCACGAGGACCUGGGCGGCGGCAAGAUGCACUCGUCCGUCUCUGGUGUCACCGAUUAUCUUGCUGUGGACGAUGCCCACGCCAUCACCCUUGCUCGUCGCAGCAUCUCCAACCUCAACUGGCCCGCCCGAGCAGCCUCCACUAACCCCCCCGCGGCCACCUACGCCGAGCCCCUCUACGACCCCAACGAGCUCCUGGGCAUCGCAACCACCAACCUGCGCAAGCCCAUGCCCAUCCGCGAGAUCAUCGCCCGCAUCGUCGACGGCUCCGAGUUUGCAGAGUUCAAGCGCGACUUCGGCACCACCCUCGUCACGGGCUUCGCCUCCAUCUACGGCCAGAAAGUAGGCAUCGUCGCCAACGACGGCAUCCUCUUCGCCUCCUCCUCCGUAAAGGGCGCCCACUUCAUCGAGCUCUGCGCCCAGCGCGGCAUCCCCCUAGUCUUUUUACAAAACAUCUCCGGCUUCAUGGUCGGCUCCGCCUCCGAGCGCGACGGCAUCGCAAAGCACGGCGCGAAGCUCGUCACCGCCGUCGCUUGCGCCGACGUGCCAAAGUUCACCGUCGUCGUUGGUGGCAGCUACGGCGCGGGCAACUACGGCAUGUGCGGCCGCGCGUACAGCCCGCGGUUCCUGUGGAUGUGGCCCAAUGCUCGCGUCGGCGUCAUGGGCGGCGAGCAGCUCGCCUCCGUCAUGGAGACGGUCGGCAAGUCGGUCGACCCGGAGCUCAAGGAGCGCAUUGAGAAGGAGAGCGAGGCCACUUACUCCUCGGCCCGUCUUUGGGACGACGGCAUCAUCCCUCCCCAGCACACCCGCCAAUAUCUCGGUCUCGGCCUGAGAGCCGCCAUGGGCGGCCGCAACGAAGUCAAGGCCGGAGAUACCAACUUCGGCGUCUUCCGAAUGUAG
Trichoderma harzianum CBS 226.95 is the source of this 1719-nucleotide messenger RNA. RefSeq lists its product as hypothetical. Bases 1 to 1719 code for a protein of 572 amino acids. Lineage: Eukaryota; Fungi; Ascomycota; Sordariomycetes; Hypocreales; Hypocreaceae. The transcript has 3 exons. The record is from RefSeq and is a predicted model, not a curated record. Gene Ontology annotation, cellular component: methylcrotonoyl-CoA carboxylase complex; mitochondrion. Gene Ontology annotation, biological process: L-leucine catabolic process. Gene Ontology annotation, molecular function: methylcrotonoyl-CoA carboxylase activity.